Messenger RNA from Nicotiana tabacum (common tobacco), 1407 nucleotides. Lineage: Eukaryota; Viridiplantae; Streptophyta; Magnoliopsida; Solanales; Solanaceae. The record is from RefSeq and is a predicted model, not a curated record.
AUGCCUUUAUAUGCUAAAUUUCUCAAAAAAAUUUUGUCAAGUAAAAGAAAAUUGGAAGAAGUUUCAGCGGUUAAGCUUACAGAAAAAUGUAGUGCUAUACUUCAAAAUAAGCUCCCACAUAAACUUGGUGGUCCGGGAAGUUUUACAAUUCCUUGUAUUGUGGGAGGUACUCACUUUGAAAAGGCGUUAUGUGAUUCAGGUGCUUCAAUAGAUCUAAUGCCUUUUUCAAUUUUGCGAAAAUUAGAACUUGGUGAAAUGAAAGAUACUGGUGUGUCUUUUCAAUUAGCUGAUCAAAGAAGAGCAAUUAUUGAUGUUCAUCAAGGACAAUUAAUAUUGCGAGUUGAUGAGGAAAGAGUAAUUUUUGACAUGCAGAAAAUGAUUAAAUUUCCUGGGGAUGAGUCAUCAUCAUCUUGUUUUCAAAUUGACUUACUAAAUGACCUUGUAGAUGAAUACAAAGAUAAUCAGUUAAUUAUUGAUUCAUUAGAGAGAUAUUUCGCUAGGUCAGGUACCAUAAGUGAUGACAACCCCAUAAUUAGAGAAAAAACUGAAAUGCUGGAAAAAGAGUCAAAAAAUGAGAAAGUCUCACAAGAAGGAGUUCAAUUAAAAAUUAAACUCAAAGAUCUUUCUUCUCAUUUAAAAUAUGUGUUUCUUGAACUUGAAUCAUUUCCAGUAAUCAUUUCAUCUUCUUUGACUAUAGAACAUGAAAGCAAACUGAUUGGAGUCGUGAGAAAACACAAAAGAGCCUUAGAGUGGACUAUAGCCGACAUCAAAGGAAUCCGUCUAGCUAUUUGUAAGCACAUGAUUCUUAUGGAGAAUGAUUAUAAGCCAAUAGUCCAACCCCAAAGGAGACUGAAUCCAGCAAUGCAGGAAGUUAUCAAGAAAGAAAUGGUGAAACUAGCAGCAAGUAUCAUUUAUCUAAUAUCUGACAGUCCUUGGAUACCAAUUACUCUAGAAGAUCAGGAGAAAACAACACUCGAUACAUAUGCUUAUCGAAGAAUGCCAUUUGGACUAUGCAAUGCUCCUGCUAUAUUUCAGCGUUGCAUGAAAGCAUUUGAGAUUCUCAAGAAAGAAUUGACUAAUGCUCCAAUUGUUGUUUCUCCUGACUGGAGACAACCCUUUGAAAUAAUGUGUGAUGCAAGUGUUACAGUAGUAGGAGCGAUAUUGGGACAAAAGAGAGACAAGAUCAUCAGACCUAUCUACUACGCCAGUAGAACACUUAAUGAAGCUCAAAAGAAUUAUGCUACAACUGAGAAGGAACUACUAGCAGUAGAAUUUGGGUUUGACAAAUUUCGUUCCUAUUUGAUAGGAACAAAGGUUAUAAUUUAUACUGAUCACGAAGCUUUAAAGUUCCUCUUAGCAAAGAAAGAUGCUAGACCUAGAUUACUAAGAUGGAUACUCUUUUUGUAA